This is a messenger RNA of Solea solea (common sole), 1260 nucleotides long. It is a transcript of the gene efna3a, whose product is annotated as ephrin-A3a. Gene Ontology annotation, molecular function: ephrin receptor binding. Gene Ontology annotation, cellular component: plasma membrane. Lineage: Eukaryota; Metazoa; Chordata; Actinopteri; Pleuronectiformes; Soleidae. Gene Ontology annotation, biological process: ephrin receptor signaling pathway; axon guidance. The transcript is spliced from 5 exons. The coding region runs from base 443 to 1117 and encodes 224 amino acids. The record is from RefSeq and is a predicted model, not a curated record.
GAGAGGAGCGGCCCAGACACACACCUUCAUACGGAGACGCAGCGCCUUGGAUGAGAUUCUAAAGCAGUGCAAAGAAGACAAAAGGCGCAGCUGUCAGUUGUGAAUGUAGUAGCCCGCCUGGUCUUAUCUUCUCCUCCUCCUCCUCCUCGCAGCCUGGCUUCUGUUGCAGACUUGUCCAACAAAGGGAGAGACUUGAAAGUACGCAUAGAUUUGGCACAAGUGCACAAACUCGAAUGGGUCUCGUCGCGAUGGCUUUUGAGUUGAAGAACACGUAACCACGCUGCUGUCACCCUGGUUCAACCCGUCGUUAAGGUAACCGGGAAGUUGAAACGGCGUCUUUGGCCGCUGGGAUGUUGUGAACGACGCGCGUGUGGGACAGAAAGAGCCGGGACGCAGAGCGCAGAGAGGGGAACCGGGACUGGACGCGCACCGGAGGGGGAUUAUGGCUCUCGCAACGUUUUUUCUCAGCCUCACCACGCUGGCGCUUACAAACUUGCACCUGUCGAGAGCCAGCAACCGGCAUGCGGUGUACUGGAACAGCUCCAACAUACUGCUACGAAGGGAGGGAUACACGGUGCAGGUCAGCGUCAACGACUACCUGGACAUCUACUGCCCACACUACAACACCAGCCAGCGAGGGACACUGGAGCGCGUCGUGGCCGAGCAGUACGUCCUCUACAUGGUCAACUACCACGGCUACCGCACCUGCGAUCCACAGCUGGGCUUCAAACGCUGGGAGUGCAACCGGCCCCACGCGCCUCAUGCGCCCAUCAAGUUCUCUGAGAAGUUCCAGCGCUACAGCGCCUUCUCACUGGGCUACGAGUUCAAUGUGGGCCAGGAGUACUAUUACAUCUCCACACCCACCCACCACCACGGUCACAGCUGCCUGAGACUGAGGGUUUACGUCUGCUGCUCCACGGUCUCCCAGACAGAUGACGACUCCAGUCAGACUUCUACCGACUACACAGUUAGGCCAAACAUCAAAAUACACAACCUUGAUGAAUUUAACCCUGAAGCUCCCAAACUGGAGAAAAGCGUCAGUGGCAGCAGCCCAUCACGCGACCGCCUUCUUCUCACAGUGGCAAUGCUGCUCAUGUCUGCUGUGCUCUUGUCCUAGCGACUGUCAGACACUGUGACACUUCAUGCAUAGCUGGACCGCCUUGUGCAAAGGGCUUUGUAUCCACCCUGAUGCGAGUUUUUUGGUGUUGGUGUGAAAGUGGGAGGAAACAUGGAGGAGAAUCAAGCAGAGCAACAACAGAA